Ostertagia ostertagi is the source of this 1104-nucleotide messenger RNA. The record is from the annotation of a GenBank genome assembly. NCBI's taxonomy places the organism in Eukaryota, Metazoa, Nematoda, Chromadorea, Rhabditida, Trichostrongylidae.
AUGGGGAAGUUCAAAAAGCUCCGAGAAUUGGCUAAAGAAGAGAAAAUGGAAGUGGACAGCGGAGAGGAGGAAGGAACUGCCACUGAUGAGGAGACUUCUGAAGACGAGGGAAUGACGGUCGAAGAGAAAGCCGAGGAGAAGAAGCGAGCUCUUCUGUGGACGAAUCGAGAGCGAGUGUUGGUUCUUUGUUCUCGUGGUGCUGACGUUCGCACGAGGCAUUUGAUGAAUGACAUUAAGGUUUUAUUGCCUCAUGCAAAAGGGGAUUCAAAACUUGAUAAGCAGAAGUCUUUGGUUGUCAUCAAUGAAAUUGCCGAGAUGAAAAACUGCACGAAAGUCCUAUAUUUUGAAAGUCGGAAGCACAAGGACGUUUAUCUAUGGAUGAGUAAUGUUGAUAAUGGUCCUUCCGUAAAAUUUCUUGUGCAUAAUAUGCAUACAAUGAUGGAAAUGAAAUUGUCUGGUAAUUGUUUAAAGGCUUCCCGCCCAAUUCUUUCAUUUGAUAGUCGAUUUGAUGAAGAGCCGCAUUUGACGCUCAUAAAGCAUGCUCUUAUGCAGGCCGGCAAAGUGGAUGUCAGGCUUAACGAAUGUGCAAGCUUCGCAUGCCCUAAGAAGCACAUACGAAGUUAUUACGCAUCCGCGCAGCCAGCCAUUCUUCGAUCACGUGUUCUCUUUCUCUGUGACGCCAGAUCUGAAGAUAUGGUUCCGGAAUUUUCAAAUAGUCGACGAAACUCUUCCAAUUGCAGGAGAUUGGGCCCCGAUUCGUUUUGGAAACUAUACGAAUAUUCGCCGGAUCUUUCGAAGGAGCAGUGUUAUACGACAAUCCAGAUUACGAAAGUCCAAAUGCAAAACGAAGAGCUAUCAAAUUGCUCAGCAAAGGGAAAUAUAUUGAGAAACAAUUGUCGAAAAAGGUGGGCUGCACUUUCCAAAGCGCAACAGAUCAAGGAAGUGAUUGCUGAGAAGGUCGAAGAUCCCGUUGGAGAGGUGUUCGAAAUAAAGGACGAGCCUUUGGACGAAGAUGCGAAAAGGAUAGUAUCGAUGAUCGAAAAGAAAAAGAAGAAGAAAAAGGUUGUCAAAAAGGCGAAGUACACAGGAGCAACGGUGGCGUAA